AGAGAGAGAGAGAGAGAGAGAGAGAGAGAGAGAGAGAGACGUGCUGCGUAUAGGAGGUGGAGGAGAGAAGAAGAGGGUGGCAGUACAGAGAGGAGCAGACAUGGCUUCUAAAGGGAUCUCAGCCUUUGGUUCUGUCAAUAUGACCAAGGACAUGACAGAGAGCAUCAGGAAGAUAAUCGAUAAAUCAUCCAUUAAGUUAAUUUGCAGCAUUAAGCUUGACACCAAAAAUGGCAAAACAGAGGAUAGGAUUCUGGUCCUUGCAACAUGGCGUCUUUAUUUCCUGGCUCCAAAGAUUCCUGCUAAGGUAGAAAUUACAUUCAACUUCUUGGAGAUUCAAGCUUUGAAUUCCCACCCUGAUCACCAGGUUAUUAUAGACACAGACAAGUCUGGUUACACCCUGAGGUUCGAGUCCCGUGAGCACCUCAAUCAUGUUGUUGGCCAUAUUAAUUUCGCCCUGUCCAGAAUAUUCAACAACUCCAUCUUUGCCCCGUCCAUCUGUCACUCAGACAGCGACCUAUCCGAGGGCAGCAGGAAGUAUUCGCCCAGCUCAGAAACUUCAGUGGAAACGCAGAGGGCCUGUGGAGGCUUCUCAGAAACCUACGCCGCUCUGUGCGACUAUAAUGGCAUCAGCUGUAAGGAGGAAGUGCAGUGGGAUGUGGACACUAUCUAUCACUCUCAGGACAGCCGGGAAAUUAACCUGCUGGAUUUUAGCCACUUGGAGAGCAGGGAUUUGGCAGUGAUUGUUGCAUCAAUGGCCUAUAACACCUGGUUUACCAAAAUCUACUGCAAAGACCUUCGCCUUGGAUCAGAGGUCACUGAGCAGGUCCUUCACACGGUCAGCAAAUCCUCCAGCCUUGAGGAGAUUACUCUGGAGAACGCUGGGUUAAAAUCAGACUUUCCUCAGAAAAUGGCCGCCGCCCUAUCAGAGAACCCAGCAUCUGUUAUCCAUUCCAUUAAUUUGGCCCACAACUCACUGGACAACCAAGGUGUGUCCAGCUUAAUCCAGCAGGUUUGUCGCCUCAGCAAGGGACUUCGUCUGCUCAACCUGUCAAAGACUUCUCUUACCUCAAAAGGUGUGGUGUCUCUCUCUCAGGCUCUCUGCUCCAACAAUGAAUACUCCAACUCUCUUCUGCACCUGGACCUAAGCAAAAACCCCGGGGUCCUCACAGGGGAUGAUGCUUCGAACCUUUAUCUCUUCUUGUCUCAGCCAAACUGCCUGGUCCACUUGGAUCUAUCAUGCACAGACUGUACUGUUGACUCUCUGUUUGGGGCUCUUCUGAGGGGGUGUUGCGCUGAUCUUUCCUUUCUCAAUCUUUCCAAAAAUACGUUCUCUCACAGGAAAGUGAAGGAUACACUGCCGUUAUUACGUCAGUUCUUCAGCUCGGCCUUCAGUCUCACUCAUGUCAGCUUCGCCUCUAUGAAGUUGCCCCCUGAUGUUUUGAGAGCUGUCCUGAUGGGGUUGACAUCAAAUCCUCAUAUCACUGACCUUUAUUUGGACAUCAGCAGCUGUGAGGUAGGAUCCUCGUCUGUCUUUAGGCAAUAGACUGCAUGGGUGUUUCCAAUGUUGCACUCAGGAUUGUUUCUCAUAUCUCAAAUAUGAGAUACAAUUCUUUCUGGAAAAUCAAUAAAGAAAACAUUUCUCUGUUCUGCUUGCCUCUGUUUUAAAAUGUGAAACAUUUAUCAAAGUGUAUACUUUAGUAACAUUUUCAUUGCUUUUACAUAAGUAUUUAGACGCGAGGCACUCUGGAAAAUCGUCCCCAUCUGGAGCAUUUGCCAGAUAUGUUUCACAUUUGGAAAUUCAAUUCAAUUCUGUUCAUUCAAAUAGCGCCAAUUCACAACAUAUGUAAUCUCAAG
Cyprinodon variegatus (sheepshead minnow) is the source of this 1854-nucleotide messenger RNA. RefSeq names its product leucine-rich repeat-containing protein 16B-like. Gene Ontology annotation, biological process: cell migration; regulation of Arp2/3 complex-mediated actin nucleation. The transcript has 17 exons. The record is from RefSeq and is a predicted model, not a curated record. Bases 101 to 1543 code for a protein of 480 amino acids. Gene Ontology annotation, cellular component: plasma membrane; lamellipodium. NCBI's taxonomy places the organism in Eukaryota, Metazoa, Chordata, Actinopteri, Cyprinodontiformes, Cyprinodontidae.